AUGAAGCUAACAAGCAGUGAAGACCAAGCAUUGACUACAGAUGUUCCAACUUCUUAUCAUGGCAUAUCUGAAGAAAGAUCAGAAUUGCAUACUUCAAAGCCUUUGCAAGAUCUAAGUUUAUCUGGUUCUUCUGUUACUUCAGAACAGAAGGUGUUGCCAUCCAUUUCAGAGUCUCAAGCAGAGAAAGAAGAUAUUUCUUGUGGAGAUUCUCAACAAGGGAAAGGAAAUCUUUUGGAGAUGAAAAAGGAAGAGAGAAUUGUUACAUCUUCUUCUUCUUCUUCUUCAGAAAGCUUGCCAAAAGUUCAUGAUGAAAUGUUAGUUUAUAUGGAUGACAUUGAAGAGUUUCAGUCUUCAACUCCAAAUGAUGAAGAUUCUCAGGACCAAAGACUGUUCAAAUUCAAGGACAGUUCUCUUAAUGAAUCUGAUCAAUUGGGGAACAAAAAGGUAAAGUCAGGCUUAAGAGAUUCUGAAAGAAGUAUCAGUGUCUCUAGUAAGAAAAGAACAAGGAGAAGAUUGGUGUUUCAUGAAAAUCAAACCAUAGAGGAUAAUGAAUGCCUUAGUUACUAUGGUGAGCAACCAUCAAAUAACCAAAGAUCAUAUCAUCACCAGCAAAUAAAACAACACAAGAAAACUUCAGCUGAUUAUGAAGGUGAUAAUAGACCAAACCAAUUUUACAACUCAGAAAUGGGGUUUACUUCUUUGUCAAGAAACUGUAGAUGUUAUCCAAAAAGACCUGAAUGCUGCUGCUGCUGCUGCUGCAACCACAGAACUAGACAUAGUUGCAACAGCUUGGAAAGUCCAUGCUAUUUUUUCGCCGAUGAUGACAACGAUAUUUACGAAGCUCCAUCGUUCAGGAAGCCAAACAAUGUGUCCAGGAGUCAUUAUAAUAGCAGAGAGCAUAUGUUCACGAAUGGAGAAGAAGAACUGAAUGAAGAAGUGGAGAUUGAAGAAAGGCCUAAGGAUAUUUCCAAUGAAGACUUUCAAGGGUGUAAUACUUUCCCUAUUCAAACACCCAAGCAUGUUCAUCCAAAGCUGCCAGACUAUGAUGUUAUAGCUGCUAAAUUCAUGGCUCUCAAAAGAGAGAAGAGCUGCCAUUGA
Cannabis sativa is the source of this 1098-nucleotide messenger RNA. RefSeq lists its product as uncharacterized. The transcript has a single exon. Bases 1 to 1098 code for a protein of 365 amino acids. The record is from RefSeq and is a predicted model, not a curated record. Lineage: Eukaryota; Viridiplantae; Streptophyta; Magnoliopsida; Rosales; Cannabaceae.